GUUUAUUCAUCAGGUGUGUCAGAGCUCCAGCAGCUGCUUUUUAAAACAUGUAUCAGCUCUGGCUUAGAGUCAGGAGCAUCACCUGUCCUCCCCACUGAAAUCUACCCCGCUGGACAUCAUUUAUGUCACAACUGAAGGUGAUUUAACUCAUCUUCAAAGCCAUUAAGAAGAAAACAUGCAGGGACGCGUGUCCAGUCUUUUCUUCUUCCUCCUCCCUGAGCUUCUGCGUUCGAAAUAUUCAAGCCUGCAAAUUACGAAUGUCGUCCCUGUGUUUGAGCCGAGGUCCUGGGCGGCGGCUCAAAGAUACUGCAGACAAGACUACACUGACCUGGCCUCCUUACUAAAUACAUCCCAAUACAGCAAGGUUGACCCGUACGAGGGCUGGAUCGGGUUCUUCAUGACGUCCAGUGAGGAGUGGAAGUGGAGCGUAGAUUCUGAUGACCUACCUGCCAGUGAUGUUGACUGGUGUCUAUUUAAGAACCUGUUAACCUGGGAAGUGGACGAUUGCAGCCAGCAGCACCCCUUCCUGUGUGAGGAUGACCGGCUGAUCCUGGUUCAGGAGGCCACGUCCUGGGAGGAGGCUCUGCGCUACUGCAGAGCUCUGCAGGCCGUGGGACCGACUCGGGCUCGGACCACAUCCGCCUAUGACCUGGUCAGCCUGCCGGACCCCAUCAACAUCCUGCUGAACGUAGACGCAGCGACUCAGGAGGUGUGGGUCGGACUGCGGUUCCUUGCUGAUGAGUGGAUGUGGCUGAGCGGGGACCCGGUGACCAUCCCCGAUCUCCCCGACUGUCCUGACCAGAAUCAGCGCUGUGGAGCCCUGGAUCCCAAUAACUCUGAGUGGAAGACGCUCGACUGCUCUGAGAGGAGAAGCUUCAUUUGCAGCACAUACACUAAACACAGUGAGAGGAAAGAGUUCUAAACUUUGACGUCUUGAAUCUUGACAGACAAUCAUUUGCCAUUAUUCAUAUAAAUAUGAAUGGUGUCUCUGUGCUUCAUUUUGAAUUAACCUGGACAUUUUGAGUCCUGGAUGCUAAAUACUGUAGCUGCGACCAAUCACGAACAACCUGAUAAUUUUUAAUAAGUUCUUUAUAUUUCUUACUCUGAAUCAAGAUUAUAUGACAUCAGGUGACAUCACCUGUAACAUUUCUGCCACCUGUAGUCUUCUUUAUUUCCACACUGUUCUCUGACUAAUGAAUACAUUACUGUAAGUGGAUGAGACCAGGUCUAAGAUUAACUGGAAUUAUAUUACUCAUUAUUUGUUUUUUGUUUGUACACAAUGCUUCUGACAGUAAGAACACGUAAGAACACGUCUAACUGGAUUGAGCACAGCUAGAGAUGAUACAAUCCGGGAAAUAAGAUGAACUGAAACAUACUGUAUGAAUGGAGUUAUAUGAAUUUAUAGUUUGGCAGCAGAUAAACACAUAAUAAAUGA
Messenger RNA from Betta splendens (Siamese fighting fish), 1435 nucleotides. Its product is annotated as putative C-type lectin domain family 20 member A. The transcript is spliced from 4 exons. Lineage: Eukaryota; Metazoa; Chordata; Actinopteri; Anabantiformes; Osphronemidae. Bases 176 to 922 code for a protein of 248 amino acids. The record is from RefSeq and is a predicted model, not a curated record.